Messenger RNA from Trifolium pratense (red clover), 1128 nucleotides. Its product is annotated as ATP synthase delta chain, chloroplastic. Gene Ontology annotation, biological process: proton motive force-driven ATP synthesis; photosynthetic electron transport in photosystem II; photosynthetic electron transport in photosystem I. NCBI's taxonomy places the organism in Eukaryota, Viridiplantae, Streptophyta, Magnoliopsida, Fabales, Fabaceae. Gene Ontology annotation, cellular component: chloroplast thylakoid membrane. Gene Ontology annotation, molecular function: proton-transporting ATP synthase activity, rotational mechanism. The coding region runs from base 215 to 973 and encodes 252 amino acids. The transcript has a single exon. The record is from RefSeq and is a predicted model, not a curated record.
AUUUUGAAACACAAGAAAACCAAAUCCUCUUCUCCCAAAUACAUCCACACAUUCGAUUACCGUUAUCUUAUCCCUCAGAUAAGAGGCAAUCAUUCUCCUCCCAAUCCUUUCCCACUCUCUUCCUAAAACCAAAAACAUCACAUUUUCAUUUCAUUUCCACACCCCACUACUUUCUUCUCUCACCCUCCUUCUUCAUCUUCUUCCCACGCCAACAAUGGCGUCUCUACAACACACCACAGCUUCACUCCAUUCCAAACCCAUCCCCAAAAUCACAAACAUCCUCACCCAAAAACCCAUCCUCAACUUCUCCCUUUCCAGCACCACAACCUUCACUUCCCCCAAACUCAAAUUCUCCAUAACCAAAACCCGCCGCACCACCGGCGGAGGAGGAGUACUCGGUUCCACAAUGUCAUCCCCAGCUGCCGGCAGCUACGCAACCGCAUUAGCCGAAUUAGCUCUAUCAAACAACACCCUCGAUGCCACAACUGCAGAUAUCGACAAAAUCUAUGAACUUUUUUCUGACCGCCAGGUGCUUGAUUAUUUUUCCAGCCCAGUUAUCGACGAUGCCGCGAAACGUAACUUAAUUGCUGAGUUUGCUACUUCAUCUGGGUUUCAACCACACACACAUAACUUCCUUAACAUUUUGAUUGAGUCUAAGAGGAUCGAUAUCAUCACUGACAUUGUUAAGGAAUUUGAACUUGUUUACAAUAAGAUAACUGAUACUGAGCUUGUGGUUGUUACUUCAGUUGUGAAGUUGGAGUCUGAGAAUUUGGCGCAGAUUGCGAAACAGGUUCAGAAGCUUACUGGGGCUAAGAAUGUGAGGAUUAAGACGGUUCUUGAUUCGAGUUUGGUGGCUGGUUUUACUAUCAGGUAUGGAAAUUCUGGGUCUAAGUUUAUUGAUAUGAGUGUUAAGAAGAAACUUGAGGAAAUUGCUGCUCAACUUGAUUUGGGCGAUAUCAAACUCGCGGUAUGAGCAAGCAUUCUUCGUGCUCGCUUCAAUUUGGUUCAUCAUUCGAAUCAGAACUAUUUUUUUUUGUGUUAUAAGUAUAUUAUGUAUGUAUGAAUGAGAAUGAAUCUUUAAGUGUGCACAAUCUUCUUACAAUAAUAUUGGCUCUCAUGCUUUUUAAA